Suillus discolor is the source of this 435-nucleotide messenger RNA. RefSeq names its product cytochrome P450. The transcript is spliced from 5 exons. Gene Ontology annotation, molecular function: iron ion binding; heme binding; oxidoreductase activity, acting on paired donors, with incorporation or reduction of molecular oxygen. NCBI's taxonomy places the organism in Eukaryota, Fungi, Basidiomycota, Agaricomycetes, Boletales, Suillaceae. The record is from RefSeq and is a predicted model, not a curated record. The coding region runs from base 1 to 435 and encodes 144 amino acids.
AUGCCCUACAUCAAUGCCGUCAUACUGGAGACGCUAAGGUGGUUCCAUGUCGCCCCUCUGGGCGUUGCACAUGCCGCGGUAAAUGACGACAUCUACGAAGGCUACUAUAUUCCAAAAGGGGCUACUGUAAUACCCAAUGCAUGGUUUAUGGCGCGCAAUCCAGAUAAAUUUCCUGACCCAACGAGGUUCAUACCCGAGCGCCACAUGUCAAAAGUCGCCGUCGAAGAGCUGUCAACACAUGACCCUGCCAGUGAUGAUAUUUCCUUUGUUUUUGGAUUUGGAAGGCGUAUUUGUGUUGGACGACAUGUUGCCGAUGCUUCUUUAUUCGCCACAGUUGUGAAUAUUCUAGCUGUUUUUCAGUUGGAACGUGCACCAGGAUGGAAUGUCGGGCCUGAUGCUGAAGGAGUGAAAUGGACGGGAGGCUUAACGACGUGA